This is a messenger RNA of Culicoides brevitarsis, 929 nucleotides long. RefSeq names its product farnesol dehydrogenase-like. Lineage: Eukaryota; Metazoa; Arthropoda; Insecta; Diptera; Ceratopogonidae. The record is from RefSeq and is a predicted model, not a curated record. Bases 44 to 811 code for a protein of 255 amino acids. The transcript has 3 exons.
UUUUGGACAACGCACGUUAAUUUCAUUUCAAAAAAACCCAAAAAUGGAUCAAUGGAAAGGAAAAAUCGCCGUUGUUACAGGCGCAAGUGCAGGGAUCGGAGCUGAUAUCGUCAAAGAUUUAGCAAAAGCAGGCAUUCAUGUUGUCGGAUUGGCUCGCAGAAAGACAAAAAUUGAAGAAAUAGCUAAAGAAAUGUCCCAUGCUCCCGGCAAAAUUUACGCAAUGGAGUGUGAUGUAUCGAACAUUGAUUCCGUUGCAAAAGCCUUCAAUGAGAUCGAAAAGAAAUUCAAGUAUGUUCACAUUUUGGUAAACAAUGCGGGAAGAACGAAGUACGGAAAAUUUUUCGAUGAGAAAUUGCCUGUUGAUGAAAUAAAGUCAACAAUCGAUAUUAAUUUGACGGGUUUGGCAGCUUGUACUCGUGCAGCUCACAAAUUAAUGAAAAAACACGAAGAUCCUUGUUACAUCAUCAAUAUCAAUAGUGUUGUUGGGCAUAUGACGCCGUUGCCGGGAUUCGAUAUGUCAAACGUUUAUUCAGCAACGAAGCACGCCGUGACAAACCUUACGAGCACAAUUCGAAUGGAAUUAAAUGGCGCUGGAAAUAGACGUAUUAAAGUCACUAGUGUAAGUCCCGGAAUUGUCAAAACAGAGUUUAUCGAAGCAGCACAAAUACCUUCUGAAAAUUGGGAAGCGUUUAAAAAUGAACCUGCGUUAUCCGGAAAGGAUGUUUCAAGCACGAUUUUAUAUUUAUUGAGCACUCCUGCACAUUUGAAUGUUACUGAAUUAACUGUUCAACCAACAGGCGAAAAAUUCUAAAAAAAUGAUUUCACAAGAAAUUUCGUUAAUUUGAAGCAAAUUGUGUGUUUUGUGACAAUAAAACAUUUUUUUUCCUUAAUUUGAGAAAUUACUUAAUCUCCAUGUCAAAACCAAUUAA